Tinamus guttatus (white-throated tinamou) is the source of this 768-nucleotide messenger RNA. The record is from RefSeq and is a predicted model, not a curated record. NCBI's taxonomy places the organism in Eukaryota, Metazoa, Chordata, Aves, Tinamiformes, Tinamidae.
AUGGGGAAGUGGCGGAGGCGCCGCGUGGGAAUGAGUCACCCGAGCUUGCCGUGUGCCGCAGUCACCCCGCGCCUGCAGUACCUGCUGGAGCCCCUGCACGCCGUGGUGCACACGUGGCGCGGCGCCACCGUGACGCUGCCCUGCGUGCUGCGCGCGCUGCCCCGCGGCUACCGCGUGCUCUGGCGCAAGGAGGCGAGCUACGGGGCGCUGAGCCCCCGCGCCAGCCUGCGGCAGAGCCACCGCUACGACGCCUCGCUCACCAUCGCCAACGUGGCCCUGGAGGACGAGGGCCGCUACCGCUGCCAGCUGCUCAACGGGCUGGAGGACGAGAGCGUCCUGCUCAUGCUGCACCUCGAGGGCGUUGUCUUCCCCUACCAGACCAGCACCGGGCGCUACCAGUUCAACUACCACGAGGCCAAGCGCGCGUGUGAGCAGCAGGACUCACGUCUGGCCACCUACCAGCAGCUCUACAGAGCCUGGAUGGAGGGUCUGGACUGGUGCAACGCGGGCUGGGUGCUCGACGGCACCGUGCACUACCCCGUGAUCAGCGACCCCUGCGCCGGCCGCUCGCUGCUGCCGGGGCUGCGCACCUACGGCGCGCGGGACAAGCAGCGGGACCGCUUCGACGCCUUCUGCUUCACCUCCGCCCUCAAAGGUAGGACCCGAAACCGGGAGAACCCCCCAUUGCACCGGGCUGACGCCAGCAGCUUCGGCUUCCCCAACAAGGCGCUGCGCACCUACGGCACCUACUGCUUCGCCGGCACGUAG